AUGGAGAUUGUUGAUAUUAAUCAACUACCAGUUGUCGAGCCGAUAGAGCGGCCCCUUCAUCUUCGGCGAAUGCGCGUUUGGAGAUCGCAUUCAAGACCCUAUCCAGAAAUAGUAGUUCAACCCCCAACGUCACUUUCCCCAGCCCUUUCACUUUCUCCUGUACUGCCUUCAAGACCCUGCCCUGAGGUGAUGGAUCCACCGCCUUCUAGUGCCGAUGUUGCUAUUGACGAGUCACAACUUUCCUCAACUCUUGCACCUUCGCCUGGACUCGAAACGGAGUCUGAUGAAAGCGACGAUGACGAGGUGGUGAUACCGGCGUCUGUACCGAGGAAGAUCAGGUUGAUGAUGGACACGCCAACCGAUGAUCAUCCCAUCGAUUUGGAACGGCCCACCGACAACUUGGCAGGGAAACCUACAGAUGUUGUCACCUCAGCUGAGGACACAUCUACUAACACUGCUGUCUACCAGCCCAGCAAAUUCUUAGAUUUUCAGUGGAGAUCGCCCAGUUCCACCUGA
Molecule: messenger RNA, 516 nt
Organism: Parnassius apollo (apollo)
Lineage: Eukaryota; Metazoa; Arthropoda; Insecta; Lepidoptera; Papilionidae
Source: the annotation of a GenBank genome assembly